AUGCAGAAAGACACAGAACAAACCAAAUAUGUUGCACUUACACAUAGAUGGGCUUCUCAGCCGACAGUUACACUUACCUCGAGGAAUGUCGACCAUCUCCAGCGAAAGAUUACGCUGGAGGAACUCCCUAGGACUUUUAAAGACGCAGUACAAUUUACAAGAAGCUUAGGAAUGAGAUAUCUGUGGAUCGACUCUCUGUGCAUACAGCAAGAUUGCGAAGAUGAUUGGCGAAAAGAGUCCGCAGUUAUGGGCAAGGUGUACGGGCAAUCGUUCUGCAAUAUUGCCGCAACAGCUGCAGCCAACGGUGAAGAAGGGCUCUUUGUUGACAGAGACAUUCUAUCACAUGCUCCCUUUAAAAUAGACUUGAGAUGGAGGGGACAUCAAAGAACAUACUACUGCCUCUAUAGCGAUUUAUGGCAUUUGGGAGUAACUUCAACGCCACUGAAUCACCGUGGAUGGGUCCUUCAAGAGCGCCUUCUCAGUCCCCGCACUCUAUCGUUUACUAAUACCCAGUUGUUCUGGGAAUGUCGGCAGCUGCAGGCCAGCGAAUCAUUUCCCAAAGGCUUGGGACCAAACGCUGACUUUGCCCAUGAGGAUAUAGACGAAGACUCGGAGCUAUGCUCAAAAGCCUGGGCAACUGAGGUCACUAAACCUGGCGCUCAGUAUGCUCCAUGGAGGAAAGUCAUUGAACAAUUCAUGGUUUGCAACAUAACCAAGGCUACUGAUAAACUUAUUGCGGUUUCUGGCAUCGCUCAAGAAAUGCAGUCUCUUCUUGGUGAUACUUACGUGGCUGGCCUAUGGGAGCGAAAGUUGACCUUGGACCUCCUGUGCACCAUCAUGGUCUUGGGCCUCUGUUGA
Messenger RNA from Metarhizium robertsii ARSEF 23, 858 nucleotides. Its product is annotated as heterokaryon incompatibility protein. The coding region runs from base 1 to 858 and encodes 285 amino acids. The record is from RefSeq and is a predicted model, not a curated record. Lineage: Eukaryota; Fungi; Ascomycota; Sordariomycetes; Hypocreales; Clavicipitaceae. The transcript is spliced from 2 exons.